CUCUGAAAAACCAUGCAACUGAAAGUUCCGAAAGUUUGUUGACUUCAUUUCUGAGUUCCUGCAAUCUUUGCACCUUUUAUUAAUAAUUAUUAGUUUAGUUUCUGGUGUAAAAGAUUAGCCUAUGAUUCGCGGUUUGACGUAGAUUAUAAAAUCGGCACUGAAAAUUGUGUUUGCUUCUUAUUCGAUUUAUGACAUUUGUCUCCUGAGCCGUCAUGGAGCAAGUGCAGGUUUUCAAGGAAAUUCUGAACCAGAUAGGAAGCGGCCAGGGAACGUUUCGUGAGUCCGGCGAACAGGGCCGUACAUUGAUGGAUGUAGUCCGCCAGCUGCCGAGCAGCGAUGUUAAAGGUGAAUGCCUGAAAUCCUUCCUGGACGUGAUUCUGCGCGAAUCCUUCAACAUCGUCUCGGCACGGCAGUACCUGAACGAAUUUGUAACGGGAGUGAAUGAUCUCGACGCGGAGAUGCAAAAGAUGGUCAUCAGUUAUGCCUUGGACAAAAUGCAGUCGCGCUCCAUCUCUUUCGAGGAGCAGAUGUAUCCGCUGCGACUGCGCUUGGCCGCCGAGUUGGAGCGCGAACAGAACUGGCUGCAGGCGGCCCGUGUGCUGUCACAGAUCCCGCUGGAGAGCGGACAGAAACAGUAUACCAAGGAGAACAAGAUGGAAUUGUAUUUACAAAUUGGGCGCCUGUUCCUGGAGGCUGAGGAGUUCACGGAAGCGGAGAACUACAUCCACCGUUUGGGCCUGCUGAUUGAUAGCGCCGCUUCCGAAGAGAUCCGCAUUUCGCACUCGGCGGCUUUUGCCCGUAUCCAAGACUUUAAGCGCAAGUACAUUGAAGCAUCUCAGCGUUAUUAUGAUUUGUCUCGUCGGCCGACCGUGGCGGAAAGCGAGCGUAAAAUGGCCUUAUCCAACGCCGUCAACUGCAUCCUCCUGGCGCCGGUCUCCUCGCAGCGCUCUCGCGUCAUGGCCGUGCUGAUUAAGGACGAGCGCAGUCUGGAGCUGCCCACCUACGCCUUUCUCUGCAAAGUCUUUGACGGUAAGACCAUUAAGCGCCAGGAAAUUGACCAAUUCGCCGCCAAUCUGCAGCCGCACCAACGCGACGCCCUGACUCCCGAUGGCUCCCUGCUGCUGGAACAGACCUUCCUGGAGCACAACAUUUUGUCCACUCGCAAGUACUUUCGUGUGGCGACGUUCCAGGGAUUGUCGCGUCUGCUGGAUAUCCCGGUGGCCAAGCUGGAGAAGAUCAUGGUCAACAUGGUGUCGGAGGGACGACUGCACGUCAAGAUUGAUCACACUAAAGGGGCGGUGACGUUCGAGCAAGAGCAUCCCCUGAACGGAUGGGAUAAGAAGCUGGAGGCCAUCUGCAUGCAGGUCAACAAGGCCACGGAAAUGAUUGCGGCGCGCCAUCCGGAAUGGUACGCAAGUGUCUCGGCCGAUCAGAAGUGAUGUUUUGAGUUGGUUUUUGAUCUCUUUUUACUGUUAGUACGGAAAUGAGCUUAUUAUUUUCACUGACCAGUUUGAAAGUGUGCGUUACUAUGAAAUGAAGUUAAUGCACCAUCAAGAAAUUAAUUCAAAUUUUUUUUAUAACUGGCUUUUCAUAUGAGAGGAAUGGAUAGCGAUGUCGUUUUAUAAAUUAUUACUGUUAGGUAACUUAGGUUUGUUCGUCAAAGAAUAAAUAAAAUCACUG
Paramacrobiotus metropolitanus is the source of this 1680-nucleotide messenger RNA. RefSeq names its product COP9 signalosome complex subunit 4-like. The record is from RefSeq and is a predicted model, not a curated record. Gene Ontology annotation, cellular component: COP9 signalosome; cytosol. The transcript has 2 exons. Lineage: Eukaryota; Metazoa; Tardigrada; Eutardigrada; Parachela; Macrobiotidae. Bases 213 to 1439 code for a protein of 408 amino acids.